Molecule: messenger RNA, 1143 nt
Organism: Funneliformis geosporum
Lineage: Eukaryota; Fungi; Glomeromycota; Glomeromycetes; Glomerales; Glomeraceae
Source: the annotation of a GenBank genome assembly
AUGGAAAUUGAUUAUUUUGAUAGUGCUAAACUUUACCAAUUUUUAAGUAGCAUGACUAAAAAAGUCCGUAGAAGCAUUUAUAUCUAUGAUGAGAAUGAAGAAAAUAGGCAUCCCAAACAACCCGAAUACCGCGAAUUUAUUGAUAACAAAUUAAAUGGCAAAGAAAUCAGUGAACUCUUUUUUGAUAAUCGAAUACUCACUACUCCCCCUCGGAAGCAGACUUUGCUGGAAAUGUAUCAAGCAUCACAUGAAGCAUAUAAAUUAAUAAGUUUGGAUCUCCGCAACGAAGAAAAAUUAUUAAGAGAUGCCCUUUUAGAAAAAGAUGCCUUAGCACUAGAAGUACAAAAUUUAUCCGAUACUAAACUUACUUACUUUUUAGAACUACGUAUUACUCGGCGAAAGUUUAAUGAAUUAGAAAAUACUGCCGAAUUAUUUUAUCUUACUAAAAAACAAAAACUUUAUGAUGCUGAAAUUGAAAGACUACAAGCAAGGAUUAGUGAACUAGAACGACAAUUAGCCCAAGAAUAUGAAGGGAUUAACUUAUUAGCCAAAAAAGAUAAGAAAAUUGAAAAAUUAAAGCAGAGGUUAAAUAAUAAGUCCAAAAAAAUAGCAAGAAUUCACCAAUACUAUCAGAACCAAAAACAAAAGCUUUCACAAAAGCUUUUAAAUCAGAUCCAAAGAUUAGCAGGAAAGGUUACUUAUUAUGAAGAGCAAGAUAAUAAUUUACGCUCUACUAUCCUUGAAUUACAAACUCAAAUAAAAAAUCAUCGUUGCCCUCCUUCGGUUAUUAAUCAAGUUAAUUGCUCUCAUUCAGAUUAUCAGCAAAUUAAGCAAGACAAAGAUAAUUAUUAUCAGCAAUUAAUAGAAAAGGAGCGAAUAAUUGCCCAACAAAAACAAAGGAUUACUGAGUUAGAAAACCCCCCCCCAGUAGUAUUAAGUGAAGAAAUAAAACAGUCCAAUAUCCGCUCUCUAAAAGAAAUAUUAAAUAUCCCUUUACCGACUGCUACUGAAAGUUUAAUUAAUACUAGUGCCAAUUAUGGAACUAUUGUCCAAAUUAGAGAAAAGUUGAUUAAGGAGAAAUUAAAGACUGGUCAACAAGAAAUACAAUCUCUAAGUGAACAAAAAAAAACAUUACAAAAUUGA